This is a messenger RNA of Dentiscutata erythropus, 351 nucleotides long. Lineage: Eukaryota; Fungi; Glomeromycota; Glomeromycetes; Diversisporales; Gigasporaceae. The record is from the annotation of a GenBank genome assembly.
AUGGAACGUAACAAAAAGCGAUCAACUAAUACUAAACUACAUAAAGAUACCCCCAUUAUGAUCGAUGUAAUAGGAUUACAUAUAAAUCUUAUUUAUUCGAGAUUAAAAGCAGUCGAGUCUGAGCUAAGAGAUAGAAAGGCAAAAUGUAAGCGUGAAUUACCAGAAUUUGAGACCGAUAAUAGCGAUACAUCAGAUGAGAUGGAAUCUCGAAGCAUUGCUUCCUCAAAUUGUUCUGAUAUUUUACCCUAUGUUGUUACAGUAAAAAAGAUACAUGAGUCUAAAGACCUCGGUUCUAUCCAUUCUAAACCUAAAAAGAAGCGAAAUAAGAACAAUGUAUAUAAUUGUACAAAG